Molecule: messenger RNA, 3291 nt
Organism: Myripristis murdjan (pinecone soldierfish)
Lineage: Eukaryota; Metazoa; Chordata; Actinopteri; Holocentriformes; Holocentridae
Gene: il21r.1
Product: interleukin 21 receptor, tandem duplicate 1
Exons: 10
Coding region: 399-2027 (542 amino acids)
Biological process (GO): cytokine-mediated signaling pathway
Cellular component (GO): external side of plasma membrane
Molecular function (GO): protein binding; cytokine receptor activity
Source: RefSeq, a predicted model, not a curated record
UCUGAUUCCUUUGCCCCCUUGGACUUUUACUUUCACAGUGAAGCUCGUGGAGCCGUUGAACACUCGCGUGAAAAGUGGUGACAACUGAAAAAUUCAGCUUUAUGCUACAAGUGUUGCAUAUUCAUAGCAGAGAUGUGGAUACGGUGGGAAGGCACCGCACAGGCGCUGCUGAGAGGGUUUGAAACCACAUCCUUAGUCACACCACUGAUGAUGACGCUGAGAGCGCGUCGACGCCUGAGCAUUGUUCCACUAAACACACUCAGAGGAGCUUUUAACACUUUAGUCUCUGCUUGCCUGCUGUGUAAUAAGUGCACCCUUUUUUCAAACGGAGAAUAAAAAGUUUCAGGUGUUGUGUUGCUUUCUGUCCAACCUGUGGAUGAGCAGAGUAAAUCGUCCCCAUGGGUGUUAAACUUUUGUCCCUAUUACUGCUGUGGGACCUCGCUUUCUUCAUUCAAGAUGUCGCGUCUUUGUGCAGUGUCACCUGCACCACAGACAUGAAGACUUCACUGAACUGCUCCUGCUCGGGCUCAGCGCCGGCCAUCCCCUUGAUGCUGGAAGCCAAGUGCCGGGAUCGUGAGAUAACGGCCAAUGGCAGCUGUGAAAUCACACCCUCCCAGUCCUGGUGCAUAAUGCAUCCAGAGAAAUUUGAUUGGGUCAACACCAUUGGAACUAACUGUUCAGCAGGAGUUAACCAAGAAGCCAGUCCAGUCAAAACAGACGUGAGUGAGUCAUCCAGCUGGGUGCUGACUGAAAUGGUGAAGCCCAUGGAGCCGUUCGGUGUGCAGGUGAGUAGUGAUGACAGCACCUUCAACAUCACUUGGGAUAUGAACAACGACCUCGAGGAGCCUCUGAAUUACAGGGUGCGGAUAAGAGAGAGCAAAGAUUUAUCAAAGGAUCCAGUUCACUCCCUUUUAGUCAACAAAAACCAUGUGUUGAUACACCACGCUGUCCUGCAACCACACACCAACUACACUGUGGAUGUUCAGGCCAUACUGUCUCCUGAGGCGAUUUUUAUGGGCCCCUGGAGUGAAUGGAGCCCUUCUGCAGAAUGGCAGACCAAAGGGCCAACAGAUUUCACAGGCGGUGAUACCCGCUGGUGGUGGUACCUCUCCCUGUCUGUGGUUCCCGUCGUUGGCCUCCUGGUGCUGGGUUACUUGCAGAAGUCGUUUUGGCUGAAAAAAUUCCAGCUCGUGCCAUUCAUCCCCAGGCCAGACAAAUUUUUCGAGCCCCUCUACCGCAACUAUGAAGGGAACUUCAAGAACUGGGUGGGGCCUGGAUUCAGCGAGUACGACGUCCUGUAUGCAGUGAGUAUGAAGCAGCCCGACAUCCUUCCCUGGAAAACGGAUAAACAGAGCUUCGCAGAGGACGACGAAGUGACGCCAGACCGCUGUUCCUGCCGUAGUUUCCAGCCCCACAGCGCCUCCCUGCUGCACUACCACGACGAAAGCAGCGAGCGCCGCGCCGGCCACUCCUCCGGACACAUCUCCAUCAGCACCGUGACCCUGUCCGGGGAGGAAGAGUUUGAGGUGGAAAACGCAUCGGAGAGCUCCAUAAACACCCUCCAAAGUUACCAGGAUGGAGAAAGCUUCAGUUUAUAUGCCGGGGACAACAGCGAGUGUGUCGGCUGUGGUUUAGGGGAACCUCAGGCGUCCAGGAUGUGUGGACAGGGUGGUGUUUCGGCACAAGACAGAAACCAAAGAUCCAGUGACUUACCGGUUUUAAAUCUAGACUUUCAGCCGCGUGCCAUUAUCAUUGAACCAGAGAGGGUGUCCCUUGACUCGUUCGUCUCAAACGGGCAGUCAGAGGACGGCUACCCCUGCGUGGACUUGGACACCAUUGACAGCGGUUUUGGAGAGCCAGACUGCAGCAGUCCCGUGGCCACGGAGUGCAACACGGCAGAACGCAUAGACUCUGAUUUAUUUCACGAGGAGAGAAACUCAAACUCAAACUAUGUCAAGCAGUGGAUGAUAUGUAGCACUCUACAAGAAGACCCUAGCACCUCGGCAAACACUCUCCCCAAAACAUGAUGGUCAGCACACCGAGGAGAGGCGCCGUAGAUUUACCGCCCCAACUGGGCUACGAACUGCUCCGGGACGUGUGAUGAAAACAUCGAGCUUAAGGCUGGAUUUAGAGCUGCAACUAAAGAUUACUGUCAUUAUUAUUAUUAUUACGAUGUUUAUUAUAUUUUCAUUAUUCAUCUGUUGAUUAUUUUCUUGUUUAAUCGAUUAAUUGUCCCGCAGCCCAAGGCGACGUCCUUAAAUGUCUUGUUUUUGUCUUGACCAACACUCCACAACCCAAGGACGUUUAGUUUACUUCCACAGAGGACUAAAGAGACUUAUGAAAAUAUUCACAUUAAAUGAAUUGUCAUCUUAGAAAAAUGACUCAAUUAAACAAUGAAUCGCUUAGCGAAAACAGUUCUGCUGAUACAGGGAUUUAGGUCCAUGAUGUGUUGGAGUUCAAAGAAAUAUGGUGAAUGAAUUAUAGAUAAAGUAUUGAUGUAUUGGAUUGUUUGAUAUUAUAAUAUGUUAUUCUGUUUGUUUAUACCGCCUCACUGUCUGAUUGUCUUCCGUGCAUCUUUAGCUUGUGCAGCCAGUAUGCACGCCAGUUUAUCAAGAUCCAGUUGUCUGAUAAUCUCUGCUGUCCUUGCACAUGCAUUGUGGUCCAUAACUGUUAUAUCCACCCACAUUGUUUCGUGCUUUUGUGCAUAAAAACAGUAGAUCUGGAGAUUUUUUUUUCUUUUCAUCCAGCCUCCACCUGGCCCUUUGCAGAGAAGUAAAAAGAUGAACCAGAAAGCUUUGUCAAACUGUUCUUUAACCUUUAUUACAAAACAGUUAUUUGUGAUAUACUUUGCACCUCUAGGCAUGUCAUUUUGUUGUUUUGGUGUUGUGUUUUUCUUAAAAGUAAAGUAAACAACACAAUGUCACAUCAAUACAUUUCCAAUGCAGCUGUAAUGGAAUUUGAUAGAAUAUUGUCGUUCAGCUUUCUGAAACGCCAGGAUUUGUUGUCAUUUACCAGGAAUCAAAGAAAAAGUGCUUUUCCCCCCCAGACUUACUUUUUUCCAUCAACAUUUAACAAUUUCUCCAACGAAAGCCUUUGAACGAAAAGUCUCACUGAGGUAGAAGUAGGUGAGGCACGUUCAGGAAAAGUGGGAAAACCAAAAGGUACACCUGGAUUUCAGUCGUCAUGCAACAUGGGCUCUCAAAAACAACAGCAAAAUAUGAGACACUGGACAGGGCUAAGAUAUUUUCAUUGUCAGCACAGGAAAAAAAAAACAAAAAAACAAUAACCUUA